Molecule: messenger RNA, 1533 nt
Organism: Drosophila willistoni
Lineage: Eukaryota; Metazoa; Arthropoda; Insecta; Diptera; Drosophilidae
Exons: 4
Coding region: 1-1533 (510 amino acids)
Source: RefSeq, a predicted model, not a curated record
AUGACGACAGUUGGAAGUUUGGAACCGUUUGAUAUGGGACAGCCAAAUAAAUGGGGCUCAUAUUUGGAGCGAUUUAAAUUGUUCCUGCUUGCCAAUGAUGUCAAAGACGAGGGUCGCAAAAAAGCAUCUUUCCUCACAUUGGUCGGAGCACCAGUCUACGAUCUUUUGACAUCAUUGGCGUUUCCAAACCAGGUCAGUACAUUACCGUUAGACCAAAUUGAGAAGAUUCUAACUGAUCAUCUUUGUCCACGUCCAUCGGAAAUCGCGGCAUUUUAUCAUUUUCACAAACGUGAUCAACAUCCGGAUGAGACCGUCGGAAACUAUCUCGCAGCCCUGCGGGCAUUGGCAGUGGGUUGCAAUUUUGGAGCAGCCCGUGACAUAUUGCUUCACGAGGGGCUCAACAACCAUAUAAAGGAAAAGGACAACAAUGUGCGGGUUGUGCCGGUCCACACGGCCGGCAGCAAUGCCCUUAUCGUGAAGCAAUAUGUCACGGCUGUGGCCGGAAGGGCCAUCUUAAGCGUGUCUGCCGGAGUAAUGACUCGUCGAACGAUGUUCAUCCACCUGAAGAAACGUAUCACGGUACAGUUUAAUGGAAAAUCGUGUAAUUUUGAAGUGGAUUCUGGAUCUGACGUAACUAUGAUGACGUUGCGGACUUAUGAUCGUAUCUGGCCAACAAACAAGCCUAAGGUUUACAACUACGAUCCGUGGUUUAGUGACUACCAACACAACCCAAUCCAGAUACUAGGAGUUUUUGAUGUAUCAAUUCAUUACAACGGUCGUAAUAUUGAUAAUCUACUAGUCAUCGUCACUAAAAGCGGUUGUAGCGACCUUCUGGGUAUUAACUGGUUCGACCCACUAGGCAUCAGUAUCAAGGGCAUACAUUCAGUGGGCAGUGACGUACAGAUCGCAGGCAUUCUGAAUAAGUUCGAACACUUAUUCUCAACAGAACUUGGUUGUUACACUGGUCCGCCAGUCAUAUUAAACAUUGAUGCUACAGUGCCACCAGUGCGACUACCUCCAUGCCGAAUUCCAUAUGCUCUAAAGGGACUAGUCGAAGAGGAGCUGGAUCGCCAAUGCAAGCAAGGGAUUCUUAAACCUGUGGAGUAUUCAGAUUGGGCCACUCCUAUUGUACCAGUUAUCAAGAAGGACGGUUCAAUUCGUAUUUGCGGCGACUAUAAAUCAACUUUAAACAAAGCGGUUAAGCCGCACUGCCAUCAAAUACCGGCGAUCAACACUUUGCUGGCAUCUAUUGAAGGUGGAUCGAUUUUUGCCAAAAUUGAUCUGGCUCAAGCUUAUCAGCAGUUAGUAGUCGACGAGAACUCGUCUUUGCUGCAAACAAUCAGUACACAUAAGGGUGCAUUCAAAGUUACUCGAUUGCAAUUCGGCAUUUCAUCAGCACCAGGCAUUUUUCAAAGCUGUAUUGAGAAUGUGGUACAGAAUAUUUCCGGAGUCUUACCAUAUUUUGAUGACAUUCCGGACUGCGACUACAAAAGGACAAAUGCCAAUUCGGAGUACCAUUCGUUGAGUUUUUAG